Messenger RNA from Trematomus bernacchii (emerald rockcod), 2211 nucleotides. RefSeq lists its product as uncharacterized. Gene Ontology annotation, molecular function: nuclear export signal receptor activity; zinc ion binding. Lineage: Eukaryota; Metazoa; Chordata; Actinopteri; Perciformes; Nototheniidae. The transcript has 12 exons. Gene Ontology annotation, cellular component: nuclear envelope. The record is from RefSeq and is a predicted model, not a curated record. Bases 107 to 2101 code for a protein of 664 amino acids.
GUCAUUUUUGUCGCACUUUCUCUUUACACAUCCAUGACGUAAUUACGUAUACAACUUCCUGUAUCACUUGAAUGUGCAGUCACUUGACAGUUAGCAGGUGAUAACAAUGAAGGAGAACGGUGAGGAAGAUUUGGGUGAUUCAGCGCCUGCGCUUAAUACACAGCCGAUCUGUCGCUUCUUUUCUCAAGGAAGACAAUGCAAUUAUGGGAAGAAAUGCAGAUUCCAACAUAUAAGAGAUGAUGUCAAAGCUCAUGAGAAGAAAACCAUCAGGACACCCAGCCAGUCAGAUGUCACCUCUCUAAACUCUGACGUCCCUGGACAUUUGGGGCAGAGGCCUGCUCCGAAUAGUAACUCCAGGGUUGGUCCGGCCUCUGUCCGCCGUCCCUGUCGCUACUUUAUCUCAGGCCACUGCAGCAUGGAAGACAGGUGUCGCUUCUGGCAUCCUCCACAGUUUCCUCAAGAGGAUGACCAGCCUGUUUCUGGUAAUUACCCAAGACCUGCGCAGAGGAUGCCACCCGUACCCCGUCCAGGCAUUCUCCAGGAGGUCAAGCUUUGUGACCUUACAGAGGAUGUGACCAAGCAGCUACGAGACACAGAGAUCAAUCAGUUAAAGAAGCGAUUUCCCAAAGAACAGCUGAUUAUUCAGGAACGAAGUGAUGGCAUGCUUACCUAUUACAGGGCGACUGUAGAGGCUACUGAUCCAGACUGGCCUUUUGAUCUGAAAGCAGUCGACAUCAUGGUCAGCUUCCCGGAAAGUUACCCCCAGGAGAUUUUCACAUUGGACAUACCGUUGGAUCAAGAGCUGCCCCUAAUCAUGUCAAGGCAUGUACAGCAAGCAUCACUGCAGUGGCUUCAAGCUAAGCAUGCAACCAACCAGCUGAUGGGAAAGGUAGAGCUGCUCUUCCGGCCUUUUCUUCGCUGGCUGGAUCGUAGUUUGGAGAGAUUGUUCACUGAGGGAGCCCGGCAGUUGAAGAAAGACGUUGAUUUAGAAAAAGCUGGAUUGCAGUUCAUAUCGUACCAGGAGCUCCAGGCAACAGUGUGUGAAAGAUCUGGGAACGAUUCAUCUGACACCGCUGCUGCAGAUGAGGAUGUCAGUGAGGAAGGAAAGCUGGAAUACACAGAGGGGGAGAAAACUGAGGAGGGAGGAAUAAUGGGUCAGCAGGAAGGCUCAGGUUGUGAUAGAGGGCAGCAGCAGGAGGAAGAGGAAGCCGGGCGCCUGGUGGAGAACAUUAAGAUCAGUGAUCCCCGCAGAGGCACCGAGGUGAAGCUGCUGGGACUGAUGCUGGGCGAGAACACAGCCACCGUAGUGGCCCAUCAAAUCACCGUUUGUCUUCAAUGUAACAGGUGUAAGGUAACUGCAGACCUGACCCUGACUGGAAGGAACCCCUGCACGGCUCAGUGUGAAAAGUGCAGUGCUAGCAUCAAUGCUGCAUUCAGGCCCUGCAUGCUGCACCAUUACAGCGAUGUCCUGGGGUACCUGGACCUCCACAAUGCUGCGCCUGUUGACCUUGUGCUACAGGACUGUGAUCUCAUAGUGGGAUGCCUCAGCUGCUCCCAGGAGAGCCCCGUGCAGAAUGUAUGCUAUGGUCAAACAAAGGAGUCCAAUUGUGAACACUGCCACUGUAAACUCAGUAUUCUGGCAGAGAGCACAAGAUUCCAGUAUAUCCAGCCACGCACCAACAAAACAGGUUUGAGUUCUGGUCCUGUUUAUAAUAAGACGAUAAGAGAUCCUGCUGUGCAGAAAGGGAAGCCGCUGCCAGAAAAAGGAUCAUGCAAACAUUACAAACAGAGCCAUCGCUGGCUAAGGUUUCCAUGCUGCGGACGGGCUUACCCCUGUGAUGGUUGCCAUGAUGAGGACCAGGACCACCCUAUGGAACUAGCCACCAGAAUGAUCUGUGGCUACUGUGCCAAAGAACAGCCGUACGGCAAUGGAAAGCCGUGCAGCAGCUGUGGAAGCAUGAUGACGAGAGGCACACGCACCACCCACUGGGAGGGAGGACUGGGCUGCAGAAGCAAAGUUAAAAUGAGCAGAAAUGAUCGACAUAAAUAUGCCAACACCAACAAAACGAUUUCAAGGAAAGCUGUCAGUGUGAAGAAGUAGUUGUGAAGAAGAGCAUUUCCGCAUUGAUUUGUGAAAAUAUAUUAUUACAUGCAUGAUUUCAAUGAAAUGGUUGUGAAUUGUCCCCAAUAAAUCAUGUUGAUGAUCAUUCA